AAGAAGAUUUUGAAGGCGAAAGAAACAGGGCGACUGCCAGGUGUGACGCUAAAUAACAAAAGUGCACUUGACUACGUCAAAAUGAACAAAGCGUUAAAAUUUUUGCCAGCGCAACCUAUCGCUUUUUAUCAAGACUAUUUACGAUGAAUAAUAAAAUAUAUUAGAAAGGCAGGAGAAGAGGACGAACUUCACUCUAUGUGAUUGUGCGUGCAUAGAAAGCAAUGACGUUGCGUUGUCCUCGUAUAAUGGACGUGGUAUUUCUCGGAACAAACUGGAUUAAGUGCGAGAGAGAUAGUUGAUUCUAUCUCAAAGAAUCUUGCAGAUUCUUUGUUCUUGCAUUCGCUCAAAUGCAAAUAUAAAUACACGAUCGAUCGUUAAAUUCGAACUUAAAUUACACGUUGUACUGUUUGUGAUAUAUUUUGCUAUUAUUAUACCUAACCUAUUUAUUAUAAUACAUUUACGGACGUCUUUGGAGGAAGGAAGAAAUAGAGAUAACAUUGUUGUGUAUUACGUUAACUGGUUCGAAGUUCAACGUGCCGUACUUAUCUCACGAUGAUCCCAUUCAUUUUGGGGUCAUUUCCUUAUUCUUUCGUCAGUGAAAGCAUGAUACUUGAAUUAUACAAUUGCAAUUUACAUCAUUUACUUUCGAUGAUACUGAUAUAAAGAUAUUAUCCGAUUGAUUUAAACGACUCGAUUAUUUCUUUUUAUCGAGUCACGAAGAUGUUCGAAUGGAAUCAUACUAGUUUCAUUAAAGUAUUGGUGACAAGAGAUAUUGCAGAAAAUGAAUUCUCUUCUAAAAUCCGUCAAAUCCCUCACAAACAAAAGAAAUAUAUUAGUGAGAGAAUCUCUACAAAAACAGUUAAAUACAAGUGUGAUGGAGAUGCAGAGCGCACCAGGUGUCGCAGAAGAAGAAGCAGUUGGAAAUUGUGAAGAAGCAAUGACAUUAUGCUCUGUACUGGAAGCUAUAUUUUUACAUGGACUAAAGGAUAGUCUUUUAAAUAGAGUGACAGAAGUUCUCAGCGGCCCUGACUUUGAUGCUAUGCCUCAACCAAGUUUUUGGGGACCUUUACUAGUAUUCUCCCAUCGCCAAAUUAUUGAUCAAAUUCAAGCGUUAACACAAGUUACCACUGAAGUGGGUUACUGUAGAGCAUGGAUAAGAUUAGCCUUAAACGAAGGUCUAUUAGCAAGUUAUUUGUGUUCUAUAAGAAGGGAUAAUUCUGCUCUGAAACCAUAUUAUGAUCGUUCUGCCUUCAUUAGAGAUGCCGAUUUAAUAGAAAUUGCUCAACGAUUAAUAGAAAGCUUGGAUUACAUAAGCUUUGAACUGGCUUGCAAUAGUAGUCUCUUAAAUUUUUGGUCAAGUACUCCUCUGCUUUUAGCUGGUAUAUGGUCACCUCCCAUGAAAUCUUGUCCUGUGUUUAGUGCAGUAGAUAUUGCAAAAACAAUAACUACAGAAUUAAGGGAUAAUGAUAAUCCUGAAGAAGUAGAAACUGCAAGUUCUAUAGGUAGUUUAGGUUCCUUUAAUUCUUCGCAAUCUGCUUUAAAUAAUAUAGCUUGUAUUACAGAAAAUGAAGCUCUAAAAAUUAUUUUAAAAGAUAAAAUUACUAACAAUCAUCAUACUACACAGAAAAAUAAAAAUGGCAGUCCUGCACAUACAUCUAAACAAAAAAACAUAGAGAAAGCAAAUACACAGAAAGUAGAAGAAACUAUAAAUGAAGUUAUGAAAAAUGUAUCAGCUAGUGAGACACCUACAGAGAAUAUAGAAACUAUGACAAUUGACAUUAAUACUACAAUCAUUCAAGAUGAUCAUCAAGAUAGUAGUUCUCAAGAAAAUAAUAUUGUUUGUACCGAUAAUAUAUCUACUACUGUAGGAAAUUCAUUAUUUGGAAGACUAGGAUGGUCAACUUCAUUUGAAGAUUGUGAAUCUUCUAUGACUUCAUCUGUGAUAUCUCAUGGUUCUGGAAUGGAUGCUCCUCGCACUCCAGGUGAUGGACCGACCUAUGAUGCUCUUAUUCAAAGCUAUCAUACUGCUGGCAAUAUGAUGGUACCGGAUCUACAAGAAUUUUUAAAAAAAUAUCCGAAGAAAAAAUCUAUUGAUGAAGAAAUCAAAUCUCCAACUGCUGCUAAGAUUGUCAUAAAUUUUGAUGAGCAACUAGGAAAGUUGCCAAGAGAAAAAGGCCUUGAUAUGCAAAAUUACAGCUGUUUCAAUUGUGGCCACGCUAUUGGUAUGACGUUUUCAAAGGCACAUGUUUGCUCCUUUUCUGCAAGUUAUUAUUGUGCAGAUUGUAUGGCACAAGGAGAAUAUAUAAUACCAUCACGUAUGAUUCAUAAUUGGGAUUUAAAACGUUAUAUGAUUUGUCAAAAAGCUGCAGAGUACCUGAAAGAUUGUUCUACUUUAUUAGAUUUAAAAAUUUUGAAUCCAAAAAUAUAUAUGGCAGUAGAUAUCAUGGCACAACUACAAUCUUUAAGAAUACAAUUGAAUUUAUUGAGAGCUUAUUUGUUUACUUGUCGAGAACCUGUUAUUGAAUCAUUGCAAAAAAAUGUUGCCCCCAGAGAUUAUUUAUAUGAACAUGUUCAUCAAUAUUCUGUUUCUGAUCUUCUUGAUAUACCUAAUGGUACUCUUGCUCAACAAUUACAAAGAGUAGUUGAGUUUGCACGAAAUCAUGUGAUAAAUUGUUGGCUUUGUAGUCAAAAAGGAUUUAUUUGUGAAGUAUGCAAUAAUCCUAAAGUCAUCUAUCCUUUUGAUAUAGAUUCUACAUAUAGAUGCGGAUCAUGCAAUGCCGUAUUUCAUGCAGAUUGCUUAAAUGCAUAUAAACCAUGUCCGAAGUGUGAACGUCGGCGUAAACGAAUGGAUCUUCCUCUUUUAGACAUGGGAUGUACAGAAUUACCACCUGAAUCGACAUUAACAUCUGAAAAUAAUAUUGACUAAUAUUAUAUAACCUUGAUAAUGUGUUAAUAUUAUUUGAUUUUAUGAUUUGUAUAAAUUUUCUUUUUAAUUCUUA
Vespa velutina is the source of this 2999-nucleotide messenger RNA. It is a transcript of the gene Plekhm1, whose product is annotated as pleckstrin homology domain-containing family M member 1. The record is from RefSeq and is a predicted model, not a curated record. The transcript is spliced from 3 exons. NCBI's taxonomy places the organism in Eukaryota, Metazoa, Arthropoda, Insecta, Hymenoptera, Vespidae. Bases 782 to 2926 code for a protein of 714 amino acids.